AUGGAAGCUGACGCACCUGCCAGCGGAUCUUGGGGUUCUUCGUUUGAUGACUACCGAGUUCGUGAAGGGAAACGUUCAAAAGAAGCAUGUACAGCACCUAACGCAAAGCGACAGAAGGUCGCACGCCAUCAUCCACUGCCGUUACUGAACGAAGCAGGAGAAUUCCAUCAGUUCAUUGAAGAUUUAGCCAAUGACGAGAAUUUCGUGAAUGGAAUAACAAGCCCCCAUCUUCUUGAGGAAGGCGAAGACGGCGCACCGUUAGAUGCUGAGAACACUUCUAAAGAGCCAACAGUGCCACCACUGAAGACCAUGAAAAUCACAGACAUCGAGACUUUAAUCAAAGAAAUCGAAAACACGUGCGGUCCCCCACCAACAAUAGACAGUUUACCACAGUCUUUACAGGAAAAGAUUCAACAGCAUGAUGGCUGGUUUUUAUCAAUCUUCGAGCGCAUCUUCGACGCAUCAGGUUCAACUACAAAUCCAAAGUCUCCUAAAUCACUGUUUACCGGUGUCAUGCUAGAUUGGAUGAAAUCCAACUCAGAUGAGAAAAUACGUAACGCCUUACUGUCUUUCCUGUUACACCCUCACGUCAGAUCCUUUAGUUGCAGGGCCGCAUUGGGCCAUCGCGAUGUGCGAUCGCUGUUUCAUAUUCUGGAAAGUCACACACUGGUGCCGGAUGGAAAAGGAAUUCUCAAUAUGAUUGGGAUAUACUUUCUUCAUGGUGUACCCGAGGAUAGCGACACUGCAGACCUUUCAGAGCACAGUGGCUAUUGUGGACAGGCCAUGUCCAUGAGACCCGACGGGAAUGGGUCAGUCGGCAUACGACAACGCGCAGCGGGACAUUGGACCAAGAUUUCAAAAACGAAAUCAAGCUCUGAAAAGAUCAAAGGAUCGUUGCAUGCGCAUGAUCGAUUGGCGCAUGCUGGGAUUGCGAAAGUGGAAAUUUCAGUCCUCACAGUCUUCCCGUUCCCACGAAUAGAAAUGGGCGACACGAUUAAGCACCUCUAUUUCAUUGCUGCAUUUCUAGUGGAGAAACUUCGUGACUACCGUAUCACUAAAAUCAUAGAGGAUGUCAAAUCUGCAUACGAUAUGCUUAUGGCCGACUCUACCUCAGGUCUCCUUUCAUGCUGCGCGAGUAAAUGGCGAUUUAUUUGGUCCACUGCCUACGAAAUCAAAUGCCACUUGCUCCUAAAGGGCCUCGUACAAGAUCCGCAGGACGACAAUGAUCUUUAUUACCAUAUCCCUGCCCUGGAAAAUGGGCUGGAGACAUCAUGGCAUAUACGCGAGCUCCUUAGACGUACGGGGUUUGUGGAAGCAGAUCCGCGUCUCUUUAAUCGAGUUUUUUUUUUCGAUUUCACUUGUCGCGUUUACUGCAAAGAGAUGUUUGGGAAGGUAUUCACGAAGUGGCGCCUGAGCGGCUGA
Messenger RNA from Fusarium venenatum, 1422 nucleotides. RefSeq lists its product as uncharacterized. The record is from RefSeq and is a predicted model, not a curated record. Lineage: Eukaryota; Fungi; Ascomycota; Sordariomycetes; Hypocreales; Nectriaceae.